This is a messenger RNA of Astrephomene gubernaculifera, 1901 nucleotides long. Lineage: Eukaryota; Viridiplantae; Chlorophyta; Chlorophyceae; Chlamydomonadales; Astrephomenaceae. The record is from the annotation of a GenBank genome assembly.
CCACGCUGCUGCCCGCGGGGGCCACGUGGGCCUCAUGGAGUGGCUGCUGCAGAGGCGACCAGUCGGUGGUCCCCACUUUGCAGCGGGUAGCUUGCUGGAAGCAGCAGUGCAUGGUUGCCCCCUGGCAUGUGUGCUGCGGCUGUACCGUGACUGCCUGGGAGGGCAGCAGCGGCGGCUUGCUCAACUGGGGCCGGACGUCAAGGGCUGCAUCAUGGCAGCCGCUGCUGGUAGCCGCACACCCGACUGGCAGGCCAAGGUGGAGUGGCUGGAGGCACGGGGCUUCCCCAAGCCAGUGGAUGCCUGCAUCGGUGCAGCUAAGCAGCCAGAUGCGCUAGACCGUUUGACUUGGCUGCGAAGGAGGGGCUAUCCACUGUGCAGGGACGUGGUGCUGCAAGCCGCAGAACGGGGCAACUGUGAUGUGCUUUCCAAUCUGAUGGCACUGUGUCAGAUGACGAGAGGGGAGCCUGCAGCCAAAGCCGCUGCAGGUGGCCAGCUGGCUGCCCUACAGCUGCUGCAUGACCACGGCCGCCCCAUGGACGUUGAGACGGUGAAGGCCGCAGCCUCGGCUGGACACCUGCAUGUGGUGGUCUGGCUGGUGGAGACGCUGGGGGAAGCGUUACAACUGAAUCCAGUUGUGUUCAACGCAGCAGCCUGUUCAGGCAACCUUGCCUUGCUGAGGUGGCUGCACGAGCACGGCUGUCCCUGGGGCCCUGGGGCGAUCUGUGCAGCUGUGAGCAGUGGCUGUGAGGAGCUUUUGGAGUGGCUGCUGAAGCUGGGGCAGCAGGAGGGGGUUCCCUUCCCUUUGCCGCAUCUUGGCAGACUCUACAUGGCCCCCGCUCUGAGCCACGACUUGGCCACUCUGCGCUGGCUGCAGCAGGCGGGCUGUGGCUGGGACUCGGCGAGAUACACCUUCACGGACUAUUUGGACUGGUGCCUUGAGGUCCCCACUGCUAGCGCUGUUCCGGUGCUGAGCUGGCUGCUGGAGGCGGGCUGUCCGGUGGACUGGAGGGAAGCAAAGGCGAAAGCGGCGCAAAUGGAGAAGGCGGCGCAGCAGUGCACCAGGGGUGCGGCUGGCAUGGGAGGCCGCAAGGUGCGGAAGUGGCUGAACGAGAGAGCAGCAGCAGCAGCGGUGGCGGCAGCUGUGACGGCAGCAGCAGGGGAGGGGGCUGGCUUGUGAGGGCCGAAAGCCAGACAGCUCACCAAGUUACCAUGGGUGAAGGAAUUGGGGAGACGUGUGGAUAAGGCACGGGGUUGCGAGUGUGUGAGGUACAUUUGAAGGCAGUGGGGUGGUCACCGUAGGAUAAGUGAAUGCAGCCAUGAAUGCACGGAGGAGUGGGAGGCGAAUGGUUAAUCGUCAUUGGUGCUCACUGGGUACUGCGGGUGGUUAGUUGGUGCUAACCUCGGGCUGCAUGUGUCACGAGAUAGGACGACGUCGCUGCUCCCGCUGCACAUUUCCUGAAGGAUUGGGGAUACCGGGAAUAUAGGGGAGGUAGACGACGAUGAGGGAGAGAAUGUUCGUAUUUUGUUGUUGAGCUGAUUCUGUGUGUUUCUGGUUCGGACACGGGUCCAAUCACCGCUUGUUGGGCAUCAUUUUCUGUUGGUAUGGAAAAUUCAGGGGGCAAGGAGACAGUCAGGAUUCAGAUGGCUAGCUGAUGGCGGAUGUUGCGGGCUCUAUGCAUGGGCAUACGGCCUCUCUUCAGCAUUGGUGGCUUACAUGUGGUGGGUUGUUAUGGAACAGUCCUCAUGGAGAAGCUGUACGUAUUAGAUUGAGUGUGUGUGCCGUAGUGUGGAUCUGUACACCUAUCCAACAUGUUGGCAUAUAUUGCGCAUGGGUGAUUAAAGCAAAAGGGUAAGGCAGGAUCAUGGAGCAUGCCUGCAUGUGGGUUGGCCAAGGAACUGUG